AUCCCCGGUCAUUCCGCCGCCGGCCGGGGAUCAGCGUCCUUUUGGGUGGAAAAUCGCGCUGAGCAGGGUCCCAGCCCCGGCCUUUCUGCCCUGGGGCCGUGCAGACGCCGCCUCCCGCGUCGUUUUCCUGCUUAAAACCCUUCCCUGACCCCCGCCCACCUGCGCUUGGUCAAGUCCUCACCGGGAGAUGGAUUCGCGACAGUCGUCCCCUAUCCCACACACUUGUCCCGCCCCUGGAGCACGGCGCCAGCCCCGCGUCGUGUCCUGCCCCUGGGACCCUGAGACCCCAGCUCUCUCCCGAGACGCCGUCCUCGAGUCUUCCUCAGCCCGCCUCCUACCGCCCCGCUGGCCUCCCCUUUGCGGCACGGCUUCCUCCCCGACGUCCGUGUGGGAGCGGAGACCCAGGUGUGUCCCGUGGCACCCCAUGUUCUUCCGUCCCCGAUCCCACCCUCCCGGAAGGGGUGCUCUUGCUGGGCAGCGGGCACCUCAUUCCAUCCCUGUGUUCCUGUGGACGAGGGGAUCGGGAGACAGAGCAACUGAGAGAGAAAUAGAAAUAGUGAGAGGAGAAAAGAAGACUGAGGGAGAGUCAUAAACAGAAGACAAAACAGAGGGUGAGGGAGGCACUUGCAAAGAGACAGAGUGAAAGAGAAUAAGCCGAGAGAGUAGUAGGGGAGAAAAUAAAACAAAUCCAGCGAAAAGGGGAUCUCUUAUAAAUGAGGGGGAACAAAAUAGGAAGAGGGCCCCUUAGAAGUAGCAGCGAGGACAACAGAGUGAAAGCAUUUCACACAGAGUGAGGUGAAGAGUAUCAAGGGUUAGAGUCAGCAGACAGAGCGACUUGGUGCUGGCAGAGAAAGGGGUGCAAGGGGUGACCGGGAGAUCAGAGGGAUAAACGAGGGAGGGAACACGGCAAAUUUGGCGCGCUGGAGAGCGAGGGCAGAGGGGAAACAGAUGGCAGGAGAGAGAAGCAGAAAUAUAUGGAGAUGGCAGACAAUCAGAGAGAUGGGGGAAAGAGCCCUAGGAGGUGAAACUGGGUAGGAGUGGGGCUGAACAGGUGUAGGAGAAGGACUAGAGAGAAGGGAAAAGCAGCAGGGGGGAGAAGGGGGGGAAGAAAAUGAGGAGCAGAAACUGAGAUGGGAACAUAGAAGAGGAAAAAGAGAGAGAAGGGAAGACAGCCAAAGAGACUAAUGGCUUAGAGAGAGAGAAGGAGACACAUAGUCCUGCUGGAAGAGGGACACGCAGAUCCAGAUGAUUACGUUGUGACAUAUGUAUUGCUGGCUCUGUUGCCUAAUUAAUUUAAAAUUUGUUUAAAUUAGGAUGAUGAGAAUUGAAAACUGUCUAUAAGGCUUGUGCAUUUUAUCAUUACUUGCAUCAAAAGAUGACUUCCAUCAAUCCCUAUUCAGCCAGAGGACACUGACUUGCCUCAGUCAAUUCUGGGUCAGCUUCUUCCCUCUUCUGGGAUGUGGUAGGGACGGGAGGUAAAAUGGGGCAAGAAAUUACUGUCACUACAUGUUAUCUUAUAAAGGAACAUUAACAUUUGGUUUUUUUCAGUGGAUGUAUUUUAUUUUAAUCAUUGUUCUCCUACAAGUUUGUUGAGAUAAUCUUUAUUGAAUUUCAUCUUUAUUAACUUCUGAAAUAAGCUUUAUGGCAUCCCAUAAUGAGUUCAUGUCAUUGUUUUUAUUGUUGUUGAGAAAUAUACAAAGCAAAACAUACAGCUCAUGUUAUUCUUUUCUAAGUGUGAUAUAGCCUCAUUUUUUUUUAACUUUUGCCUCUGAUUUUGUAAUUUUUUUAAUUUCCAUUUUCUGUAUUUGCUUCAGAUUACAAGGAACUACAUGCUUUCUACUCUGUGUCAUACACUGGGAACAUACUUUGGUAUCUAGUGCAGUGAAACCUGGGAGAGCCGGAACUUGACAGGAUAGCCUUGUUUUUCUGGGUGUCAAAGGUUUUCUGCUUUUGUCAAGGUGCAGUCUUACCACUUUUCUAUUACCCUCUGUUAGUGGAAGAUAUUUGAGUUUUCCUUCUUGGACAUGUUUCCACAUUACACAGGUUCUAGCUUUCCCAGGUUUCACUCUAAAUAAUGUUAGACUAUUUCACUGCCUGCUGGAUGUCCGUGGUAUUUUAUAUUAACAGACAAAACCUACCUUAACCAGUUAGUCAAAUAUUCAGUUUUCUUCGUUUAUGUGAUCUGUUAAAGUGUUCAGCUGUAAGCUACCGUGUAGAUGUUCUCAAGUCCCUUUUGUCCUUCCUCUGCAAAUGUUGAAGUAUGCAAAUGAUUGACUUGGAACUUUGUUCCAACAGAACCCAUUUGUUCAUGAUGGAGAAAUUUGCUUAGAGGUUUUGUCCAGAGCUGAACCCUCAUUCAGUCAACAGCAUGUUGCACACUUUAUCACUCCUGCUUCCUGGAAACACUUUUUUUUUACUUUGAGGACAUCACAGUAUUCUUUAAAUAUCUACCUCUCUGUGUAUUGGUUUCACUUUUCUCUCUUCCUGAUCACAUCUCAGUUUCCUCCUGAACCCCCUGGUCUCUGAAUGAGGGAGCACCCAGGGCACAGUCCUUGGACCUCUCCUCUUCUGUCUACACGCAUGGCCUUUUCCUGUCACCUCAUCUCACAGCUUUAAACACCUUGACGUCUCUCAGUUUUACCUCUCCAGGUUGACCUCUGCCCUGAACUCCAGAGUCGUGUCCAGCUGGUUCAUCGAGAUCUCUGCUGGCGCCUCUCACAGACAUCUCCACCUUAAACCGUGCAGCACUGACAUGAGCUUGCAUAAAGGUGUCCAGUGCUCCGUGAAGGAUGACCCUGAAUUUCCUGGGGCUCAGGAUUGACUUCUCGAGAUUGAUUUUGCCUACGAAAGAAGUCUGAAGGAAGGGGAAAGAAAGAGGCAUCUGGAAUGGCACUGCCUCAGAAACUGUUGACAUUCAGGGAUGUGGCCAUAGAAUUCUCUCAGCAAGAGUGGGCAUGCCUGAACCCUGCUCAGAGGACUUUGUACAGGGAUGUGAUGUUGGAGAACUACAGGAACCUGGUCUCCCUUGCAGGAAUCUCUGCAUCUGAGAUGAAUAUUAUCUCCAUUUUGAAGAAAGGGACAGAGCCGUGGACUGUGGAGAAGAAGAUGAAACUAGCAAAAAACCCAGAUGUCCUUUCUCCACAUGUAAUCAAGAAAUUAUCAGCAAAAGAGAUCAAUGAUAAAGAAGAAUUAUUCCAGAGGGUGUUGUUGGAAAGAAAUGAAAGUCAUGGCAUUGAGGAUUUUCACUUCAGACAAGUCAGAGAAAAUGUGUAUGACUUUGAGAGUCAGCGGGGAGAAGACGAAAGAAAUAACAGAGGAGUGAUUAUACCCUGUAACAAAAUUUUCACUGGUAGAAGAAAUCAACAUGUUAAAAGAGGUGAAGGAAACAAGUAUAUGACAUGUUUCAAAAAUACAACUGAAUUAACCUUUCAGUCCCAUAAGGCUGAAAUGCAGAAAUUUCACACUGGAGAGAAAAUGUAUGAAUGUCAUCAAGUGGAGUUGUCUGUCAACAAUGCAUCUUCCAUUCCAUCCCUUCAAAGAAUUCCUCCUAGUGUCCAAAGCAACAUUUCUAACGAAUGCGGGGAUGUUUUAAUGCCUUCUUCAUGGUUUCUACAACACCAGGAAACCCACAGCGGAGAAAAAUCUUACAAAUGUAAUGAAUGUGGGAAGUCAUUCAGCCAAAGGUCAAUGUAUACUAAUCAUCAGAGAAUUCACUGUGUGCAGAGACCAUAUGAAGGUAAUGAGGGCGUCAAAACCAUUCACUGUGGCCCAGACCUCAGGAAACAUCACGGGAUCCAUGCUAGGAAACAACCAUGUAAACGUAAUGUAUAUAGCAAGGUAUUUAGUCUACGAUUAAGACUUAGAACUCAUCCGAGAUUUCAUACUGGAAAGAAUCCUUACAAAUGUAAAGAAUGUGGUAAGGAAUUUAUGACUCGUUCAUACCUGUGGGGUCAUAAGAUAAUUUAUAGUAGAAAGAAACCUUACAAAUGUAAUGAGUGUGGCAAAACUUUUAACCAUGAUUCACACCUCAUUACACAUCAGAGAGUUCAUAUUACACAUCAGAGAAUCCAUAAUGGACAGAAACCAUAUAGAUGUAAUCUGUGUGGCAAGGUCUUUAGUCUAAGUUCGAGCCUUACAACUCAUCAGAGAAUUCAUAGUGGAGAGCAACCUUACAAAUGUAUUGAAUGCGGUAGGGCUUUUUCCUAUAGAUCAAAUCUUGGGAAACAGCGAAUUCAUAGUGGAGAGAAACCUUACCAAUGUAAUGAAUGUGGUAAGGCAUUUAUCCGAAAAUUAAGUCUAGUUGAACAUCAGCGAAUUCAUAGUGGAGAGAAACCUUACAAAUGUAAUGAAUGUGGUAAGACUUUUAGCAGUCGAUCAGUCUUUUGGAAACAUAAAGUAAUUCAUACUGGAGGGAAACCUUACAAAUGUAUUGAAUGUGGUAAGGCUUUUUCUGGAAGAUCAAGACUUGUGGAACAUCAGCGAAUUCAUAGUGAAGAGAAACCUUACAAAUGUAAUGAAUGUGGCAAAACCUUCAACUCAGGCUCAAGCCUCACUAAACAUCAGAGAAUCCACACUGGGGAGAAACCAUAUAAAUGUAAUAUAUGUGGUAAGGUCUUUAGUCGACGUUCAGGCCUUACUCGUCACCAGACAAUUCAUAGUGGAGAGAAACCUUACAAAUGCAAUGAAUGUGGUAAGAGUUUUACCCAGAAAUCAGGUCUUGGGGAACAUCAACGAAUACAUAGUGGAGAGAAACCUUACAAAUGCAAUGAGUGUGGUAAGACUUUUACCCAGAAAUCAGGUCUUGUGGAACAUCAGCGAAUUCACAGUGGAGAGAAACCUUACAAAUGCAAUGAAUGUGGUAAAGCUUUCAGUAGCCGAUCAGUCUUUCGGAAGCAUAAGAGAAUUCACAGUGGAGAGAAACCUUACAAAUGUAUUGAGUGUGGUAAGGCUUUUCCUGGAAGAUCAAGUCUUAUGGAACAUGAGCGAAUUCAUAGUGGAGAGAAACCUUACAAAUGUAAUGAAUGUGGUAAGGCUUUUACCCGAAAAUCAGGUCUUCUGGAACAUCAACAAAUUCAUAGUGGAGAGAAACCUUACAAGUGUAAUGAAUGCAGUAAGGCUUUUACCCGAAAAUCAGGUCUUUUAGAACAUCAACAAAUUCACAGUGGAGAGAAGCCUUACAAAUGUAAAGAAUGUGGUAAGUCUUUUACCCAAAAAUCAGGUCUUUUGAAACAUCAGCACAUUCAUAGUGGAGAGAAACCUUACAAAUGUAAUGAAUGUGGUAAGGCUUUUACCCGAAAAUCAGAUCUUUUGAAACAUCAACAAGUUCAUAGUGGAGAGAUACCUUACAAAUGUAUAGAAUGUGGUAAGGCUUUUACUCGAAAAUUAGGUCUUUUGAAACAUCAAAAAAUUCAUAGUGGAGAGAAACCUUACCAGUGUAAUGAAUGUGGUAAGGCUUUUUCCCAAAGAUCGUAUCUUGUGCUACAUCAGCGAAUUCAUAGUGGAGAGAAACCUUGCAAAUGUAAUGAAUGUGGCAAGGCUUUUUCCAGUCCAUCAAUCCUUUGGGAUCAUAAGAAAAUUCAUACUGGAGAGGAAAAGUACAGAUGCAAUGAAUGUGGGAAAACCUUUAAAUGGGGCUCAAAUCUCGCUAGACAUCAGAGAAUCCAUACUGGAGAAAAACGAUAUAAAUGUAAUAUAUGUGACAAGGGCUUUAGUCAUCGUGAAAGCCUUACAAAUCAUCAAAGAAUCCAUAUUGGAGAGAAUAAUUACAAAUACACUGAAUGUGAGAAAUCCAUCAACUGGGAUUCAAAACUCUAAAUAUCAGAGAAUUCAUACUGUGGAGAAACCUUAGAAAUGUUAUGAUUGUGAUAAGGCUUUUACCCAAAGAUCAAAUCUUGUGCAACUUCAGAAAAUUCAUAGUAGAGAGAAACCUUUCCAGUGUAAUUAGUGGCAUGUUUAUAUGGUCUUGUCCAACUGCCCCUGUAUUAUUCUGAAACACUCCCCUUAUACCUGAUAAUUUUUCUUGUUUUGAAGUCUCCUUUCUCUGAAGUUAAUAGAGUUAGCUACUGCAAUGUUUUUUGAUUAAGGUUAAAAUGGUAUAUCUUUGUCCAUUCCUUUCCUUUUAACCUAUAUUUUUCUUAAUAUUUAAAAUUCGUUAUUUGUAAAGAACAUACAGUUAGGCCUUUUUAUACACUGACAACCUCUGUCUUUUAAUUUUUGUACUUUCAGCUAUACACAUUAAAGUGAGUAUUGAUAUGGUUGGAUUGAUACUGACCAUAUUUAUAACAGUUUUCUAUUCAUUGUAGUUCUGUGGGUUUUUGUUUGUUUUCUUUUUCUUCCCUUUUCUGCCUUUUUUGCUUUUAAUUGAGCAUCUCAUAUAAUUACUGUUUCCCUUCUUAGCGUAUCAAUUGUGUAUGUUUUUUUUUGUUGUUGUUGCAGUAUAUAGAGUUUGCAAUAUAUAUUUACAACUAAUCUAGGUACACCUUAUAAUAACAUCCUACCGUUUCACAGGUAAUUCAGGUAUCUUACAGCAGCAUUCCCAAUUUAUAUCAGAAACUUCCUUUGCAAGAGCUAAAGUAUCUAGUAAACAAAGGUGAGAUCCUUUGUUUUUUAAAGCAAAGUACAAACAAAAUCUAUGGGGAAAAAUGUUCCAAAGUAACCAUCACUCUAGAGUAAUGCUUGAGAAGCAUCCAUCAGCCUGAUUAAAAGGCUGCUUCAUCUUACUGUUUUCAGAGAGGUUUAAUAAAGCAGAGGUAAUCUAUCCAAGAUGUUGUUAAUGUCUUAGGAUAGUUCUUAUGAAUUACAUUAUGUCUCCUUUCCACCCUCCUAAAAAAGUAUAAAUCCUAACCCCUGUAUCUAUGACACUGUUUGGAAUAUGGGUUUGAUUGUUAGUGGGUCAUACCACAGCAGGGCGGGUCCUAAACCUAAUCACUCAUGAGUGGUGCCAUCAAAAAAGCAGAAUAGAUAGUCACACCCUGGGAAGACAGGUGCCAUGUGGAGAUGGAGGUAUAUGAAUCUACAUAUGCCAGAACACCAAGGAAUUCCCAGUGCUACAAACAAGGAAGGACCCUCCACUAGAGCCAGUCACCUGAUUUGGACUUCUAGCCUCGAAAACCGUCAGAUAAUAAAUUCCCGGUCUUUAAAGACAGCCACUUGUGAUAUUUUUUUGUUAUGAAAGCAUCAGGCAACUAAGAUAUAGCUUGUUACCUGAGGUUGGGCAUGCUGCUUUAUCAAAUGUGUUGCUGUGGGAGUGGUUUUAGAAUUUGGCAAUGGAUAGAGGCUGGAGAAAUUUUGAUGUGCUUAAUAGGAAGAGCCUACAUUGCCUUGAAGAGACUGUUCUUAGAAAUAUAGAUAUUAAGGAAGA
Messenger RNA from Loxodonta africana (African savanna elephant), 7360 nucleotides. RefSeq names its product zinc finger protein 160-like. The record is from RefSeq and is a predicted model, not a curated record. Lineage: Eukaryota; Metazoa; Chordata; Mammalia; Proboscidea; Elephantidae. Gene Ontology annotation, biological process: regulation of transcription by RNA polymerase II. Gene Ontology annotation, molecular function: RNA polymerase II cis-regulatory region sequence-specific DNA binding; DNA-binding transcription activator activity, RNA polymerase II-specific. Bases 2887 to 5814 code for a protein of 975 amino acids. The transcript is spliced from 5 exons. Gene Ontology annotation, cellular component: nucleus.